Messenger RNA from Neltuma alba, 534 nucleotides. RefSeq names its product cysteine-rich repeat secretory protein 38-like. The record is from RefSeq and is a predicted model, not a curated record. NCBI's taxonomy places the organism in Eukaryota, Viridiplantae, Streptophyta, Magnoliopsida, Fabales, Fabaceae. The coding region runs from base 1 to 534 and encodes 177 amino acids. The transcript is spliced from 4 exons.
AUGGCUCCAUCAAGCAAAUACCAAAGCAAUCUCAAGAAUCUCAUGUCUUCACUUUCUUCUGUUGCCUCAACCAGCAAUGGAUUUGGUAACAGAACUGCAGAUUCUAGCAGAUUGAUCCAACAGCAUUGUCCCAAUAAUGCUACUGCAGUUUUAUGGUACCCAUUUUGCCUUCUCAGGUACUCAAACCAGGAUUUCUUCGACAAUCUAACGCUAAGGCCUCGGAUUCCCAUGUUUGAUGCAUCACAAAACUUCACGAGUGCAGGAGAGUUCGACAGUGACGCUACGAUUCUGAUGAACGGUUUGAUACAGACAGGUUCAAAGACAAACCUGAUGUUUGGGACACACGUCUUCAACAUAAAUGGCACCCAGAAAAGGUAUGGUUGGGUUCAGUGCAGCAGAGACAUAACCAGUGAUGAGUGCAGAACAUGUCUGAGCAAUAUGCUAGAAGAUGUUGAGAAUUGCUGUGAAGGCAAGAAGGGGAGACCGGGUUACGGGAUUUCAGAUCCCACUAUGAAUAAUGAGAUGUUCUACUAG